AUGGAUAAUUUGGAUAAACUGACGAGUUGUGUAAGUCGAGUGUUAAAAGUAUGUUUCUCCGGAACACUAGUAGAACUGAAGGAGAGUAUACAGAAGUUGCUAGAGGUAGAUGAUCCAGAGCUCAACAACACUGGUGGCGCAAUAUCUAAGCACUUAUCAGUGAACGGAGACGAUAAGUGCUUCACAAGCUCGGAGCUCUCGGCACUGGAGUUCAUAAGAGACUCGAAGAAACACUGCGUAGCACACAUCGCAGCAGCAGGAGGGAACUUGGAAGUUCUGAAGACACUGCUGACAUCGUUGCCAAACCUGGCACGAGUGGAGGAUGAAAACGGAGAAAAUUCACUAUUUUACUCAAUAAGAUCACUAAGCGAUCACGGGGAGGCUGAUGGUACUGGCGUCAGUGAUAGUAGCACUAAGAUGGAGUGCUUGAUGUUGUUGAUCGGCCACAGUGGCGUGAACAGCGUCAACAAAGAAGGAGUCAGCGCACUGCACGCAGCCUGCGAGUUGGGAGACGUGAAAACAGUGAAGGCACUUAUAGAAAGGAGCGCAAACGUAAAUUUAUACUGUGACCAACUUGGAACACCGCUAAACGUAUCAGUGGCACGAGGAUACCAUGACGUAUUUGAGCUUUUACUGAAUAAUGGAGCAGAUCCAAAUGUUACCGCCAGUAGUUCAAACGGUAGAGUUGGCUUGUCAGUUAGAAGAUGUCCACCGCCGAUAGUAUUUGCAUCGAGUACCGGGCAGUUGGAAAUAGUGAAGAAGCUAUUGGAUAAAGGAGCGGAUCCAAACUUGGCCGACUACGAGGGGUGGACAGCACUGCACUGCGCAUCGGAGUUAGGGUAUUUGGAAAUAGUUAAACUGCUGGUUCUCUACAAAGCCAAUCCAAACAUUAAGACAGAAGAUAAAAACGCGUACUAUUUGGCUGUUUAUAAUGGCCAUGUGGAAGUGGCAGAGUACCUAAAGCAAUAUACAAAUCCGUCAGAUGUGAUAGAGUUUAUACACACGAGUAAAGAUAACCCGGAUAGUAAAGAUGAACAUAGUGGCGGUAAACUCGAAAACAAAGUGGAAUUGAAAGAAGAGGAGCUGAAUGAAAACGAGAAGGAAGAGCACAGGAAAUUGGUCCAUGAAUCGAAGAAUGAGGGAAACAGAUUAGCACUCUCACUGUGUCCAAUUGGACCUAAUUUCAAUGAAUUGAGAUCAAUAUUGUACUCUAAUCGCAGCUUUACAAAUUUAAAACUGAAGAGAUACGAAGAAGCCCUGGAAGAUUCAAAGCAAAGUAUUAAGCUAAAUCCGAGCUGGAGUAAAGCAUAUUUGAGAAUGGCGAAUGUGUACAGAGACAUGGGAGAGAUAGUGGACUAUCUGCAUAACCUAUUCCAGGCGUUCGUCAAGGAUUCCGAAAACACAGAACUGAAAAACCUCUUCCAGAAGGAAUUUAGUAAAUAUAGAGCAAGUUAA
This is a messenger RNA of Theileria orientalis strain Shintoku, 1455 nucleotides long. RefSeq lists its product as uncharacterized. Gene Ontology annotation, molecular function: protein binding. Bases 1 to 1455 code for a protein of 484 amino acids. The record is from RefSeq and is a predicted model, not a curated record. NCBI's taxonomy places the organism in Eukaryota, Apicomplexa, Aconoidasida, Piroplasmida, Theileriidae. The transcript is spliced from 6 exons.